AUGGCGGCUUUCUUAAGGAAGGUAGCAAGGGCCACUCCGAUCUCAUUCGGCGCCCAUUCCAAAUCCUCCCGUACUAAUUUCCACUUACCCUUCACCGCUAUCGCCGCCAUUUCCGGUGGUUUCUCCUACCUUUACUACUCUUCCUCUCCCAAUCUGGUUCACUCGGAUCAAAUUGGAGAUGAGGAAAUUAAGACUAAAAAUAUUGCACUGAUUCCUGAUAAAUGGGUUGAAUUUAAGCUGCAAGACACUGCCAGGGUCAGUCAAAAUACUCACUUAUACAGGUUUUCGUUUGAUCCCACUAAGAAGUUGGGUUUGGAUGUUGCUUCUUGCAUUCUUACAAGGGCUCCACUGGGACAAGAUGCUGAAGAAAAACCAAAAUAUGUCAUUCGUCCGUAUACUCCUAUAUCAGAUCCAGAAUCUACCGGAUAUUUUGAUUUGUUAAUCAAGGUGUAUCCUGAAGGAAAAAUGAGCCAGCAUUUUGCAAGCUUAAAACCUGGUGACGUCGUUGAAGUGAAAGGGCCCAUUGAAAAGUUUAAAUAUACCCCUAAUAUGAAGAAGAAUAUUGGCAUGAUUGCCGGCGGCUCAGGAAUUACUCCCAUGCUUCAAGUAAUUGAGGCUAUAUUGAAGAAUUCUGAUGACAAAACUCAGAUAUCAUUGCUUUAUGCUAAUGUCUCCCCAGAUGACAUACUGCUUAAACAGAAGCUUGACAUUCUAGCAGCAACCCACCCAAAUCUAAAGAUAUUCUACACAGUAGACAAUCCAACAAAAAAUUGGAAAGGAGGUGCAGGUUACAUAUCGAAGGAUAUGGCUGUAAAAGGCUUACCUAGUCCUAGCGACGAUACUCUUAUACUUGUGUGUGGUCCUCCUGGAAUGAUGAAACAUAUAUCUGGUGAAAAGGCAAAGGACUGGACCCAAGGAGAGCUAUCUGGCAUACUCAAAGAGGCUGGGUACACCGAACAAAUGGUGUACAAAUUUUGA
Molecule: messenger RNA, 978 nt
Organism: Lathyrus sativus (Indian pea)
Lineage: Eukaryota; Viridiplantae; Streptophyta; Magnoliopsida; Fabales; Fabaceae
Source: the annotation of a GenBank genome assembly